CGAAACGCCAUGGCGGCGGCGCUGCUUAUUUGUUUACUCUUAGUAACAUUUGGUCAUGGGGCGAAGGAGAAACCGGAACUUAGCGAUGAAAUCAAAGAAAUAAUAGAGCAUGUUCACAACGAAUGCGUCGGUUUGACUGGGGUCGCCGAGGAGGAUAUAGCGAAUUGCGAAAACGGCAUAUUUAAGGAGGACAACAAAUUGAAGUGCUAUAUGUUUUGCCUACUCGAGGAGGGUAGCCUUGUCGACGAUGAUGGCAACGUAGAUUACGACAUGAUGAUAAGUCUCAUUCCUGAACAGUAUACUGAAAGAGUUACCAAAAUGAUAACCGCCUGCAAACAUUUAGAUACAAGGGAUAAGGAUAAGUGUCAAAGAGCAUUUGAUGUUCAUCAAUGUUCCUAUAAACAAGAUCCAGACUUCUAUUUCCUCUUCUAAUAUUAUUUAACUCAAGUUGAGCGACGCUGACGAAGCCGAGAAGCUGUAAAUAUAAGUAUUUAAGUCAAUAAAGCAUAAUAAACAAAUA
Colias croceus (clouded yellow) is the source of this 520-nucleotide messenger RNA. RefSeq names its product pheromone-binding protein-related protein 6-like. Gene Ontology annotation, molecular function: odorant binding. The transcript has 6 exons. The coding region runs from base 10 to 432 and encodes 140 amino acids. The record is from RefSeq and is a predicted model, not a curated record. Gene Ontology annotation, biological process: sensory perception of smell. NCBI's taxonomy places the organism in Eukaryota, Metazoa, Arthropoda, Insecta, Lepidoptera, Pieridae.